AUGAACCGACCCGAUGGCAGCACUGCCGUCAGCACCGACAGGGCGGACCCCAGCGCAAAGUCGCUGAGGAUCGAUGGGGAAGCAGCAGGAGCAGCAGCAAGAAUGGAGGGUCUCGAAUCGCCGACAUUGUCGUCCCUCUUGUCCCCGCCGCCCUCACCACACAAUCGCGCCGUCACCCCACUGCUCGUCUUGGUCCUGCUGGUGAACCUGUCGGCGAGCCUGUACCAGCUCCCGCUCAAUCGCGUCAUUGAACGACGCAUCUGUCGCGACUUCUUCCGCACCAUCGUUGACGAUGGCUCCGAGGCCGUUUUUCUGCCCGACGGCCAGGUCCGCGAGCAGCUGUGCAAGGUCGGCGAGGUACAGCAGGACCUGGCGCGCGUGCAGCGGGGAAUGGACCUUGCAUGGAUCAUAGGAGAUCUCGUCAUGACCAUACCCCUCGGCUUCGUGGCCGAGAGGUACGGCAGACGUCUUGUGCUGCUGCUCAACCUUGUUCCGCGCAUCGCCAUGCUGGCCUGGGCUGUGGUCGUAGGUUAUUUUGAGAAUGUGCUUCCGGUCGGUCUGCUGUAUCUUGCGCCCAUGCUUUCCGUGCUGGGUGGUGAUUGCGUCUUCAAUUCCAUCACCUACGCCUUUGCUGCGGGCCUGACAGAAGACAGUGUGCUCCGGGCUACGUACUUUGGAUACAUGAGCUCCAUCACGUACAUUGUCGCCCUCGUCGGCCCCGCCUUUGCGUCGGGCACCAUGAGCUUAAACAUAUGGCUGCCCUUCGUCAUCGGCAUAUCGCUACUCUUCCUCGCCUCCCGCGUCGUCCCCCUGAUCCCUGAUAGUCGCCACGACCAGCGCCAGGAGGAGUCUUUAGCAAACGCCCCAACCUCGUCGUUUCCAAAGCUUCACUCCUCCCAGCCCGCCAUCCAAGCAAUCGUCCACCGCCUCAACUUCCUCUACACCUUUGUCGCCUCUCGGCCGCGCAACUUUGCCUUUCUCCUCGCCAGCAUGUUCCUCACCUCGCUCGCCAGCGCCGACACGAAACUGCUGGUGCAGUACAUCUCGCAGCGCUACACGUGGUCGUUUUCGUCGGCGGGCUACCUCUUGUCGGCCAAGGCGUGCGUCAAUUUCGUCCUCCUCACCGCCGUCGUGCCUUCUCUGCUGCGCGCCCGCGCGAGGAAGAGCACCGGCUCGGCGGAGCGGCAGAAUCUGUUUUGGGCAAACGCGUGCCUGGUCAUGUCGGUCGCGGGCGCCACCUUUAUCGGCCUGGCCCCCACCGUCUGGCUGCUCGUCCCGGCCAUGGGCGUCUACGCGCUCGGGUCCGCCCUGCCCGUGUUUACGCUGAGCCUGCUCAAGUCGCCGCAGGUGUCGCCGGUGCAGCAGAAUCCCAAGGAUGAUGACGACGACGACGACGACGAUGACGGGUACCACGGGACGAGUACGCCCACCUCGGUCACUGGUAUUACUGGCGGUGGUAGGCUCAGCAGUGAGUCACAUGACACGACCGUGUUUUCGGUCGUCAUGCUCGUCAAGACGGUCGGGUCGCUGGUCGGCGUGCCCAUCGUGACCAGCCUGUGGAUCGUGGGCAUCGACCUCAGGUUCGAGGGGCUUGGUUUGCCGUAUUUUGUCAGCGCCGGGUGUUAUUUUGCCGCGCUGGUGGUUCUGUAUCGCAUUAAUGUGAUUUAG
This is a messenger RNA of Pyricularia oryzae 70-15, 1668 nucleotides long. RefSeq lists its product as uncharacterized. The transcript is spliced from 2 exons. Gene Ontology annotation, molecular function: transmembrane transporter activity. Gene Ontology annotation, biological process: transmembrane transport. NCBI's taxonomy places the organism in Eukaryota, Fungi, Ascomycota, Sordariomycetes, Magnaporthales, Pyriculariaceae. The record is from RefSeq and is a predicted model, not a curated record. The coding region runs from base 1 to 1668 and encodes 555 amino acids. Gene Ontology annotation, cellular component: membrane.